Messenger RNA from Olea europaea var. sylvestris, 2236 nucleotides. Its product is annotated as venom phosphodiesterase 2-like. The record is from RefSeq and is a predicted model, not a curated record. Gene Ontology annotation, cellular component: vacuole. Bases 278 to 1777 code for a protein of 499 amino acids. NCBI's taxonomy places the organism in Eukaryota, Viridiplantae, Streptophyta, Magnoliopsida, Lamiales, Oleaceae. The transcript has a single exon.
CCCAUAUAAUGAAUGGCAGGCAUCGGGACAUGUAAUCCUAAUUUUCUGCUCUGCACGUUGGUUUCUCACAGAAGCUGUUCUUCGUUUUCACUUGACCUUCCUUCCCCAGCAGCAACUAAUCAUCUUCUCUUUCGCUUCUUCUCUCUGGAUGACUAUGCACAUCUGAAGAACCUAAAGUUCAGAUUUUCUUCAUAUAUGCAAACCUUUUGUGGUCUCAUUCAUGUUUUCGUGUGGAAAAUAACCAGAGUAAACGGAACGGGUGUUGAGUAAAUCCGUCAUGACUUCAGAUUCAGUAUCUAAUUUAAAGCCCGCACCAAUUCCAACAGAGGAAGAGGAAUUACCAAAUUCUGCUGCUUCUCUUUUGCCCUUCGACACAGAAUCUUCCUCCUUAAUCUCCUCAUCAUCCAAGCAAUCCACCAAUAGAGUUCUAUUCAUUUGUCUAAUUCUCUUCACGGCCAUGGCUCUCUCUGCAGCUUUUGCCUUUGCCUUUCUAUUUUUCUCGUCUGUUCCAGCUUCAGCUUCAGCUUCAUCUUCAUCUUCAUCUUCAUCAUCAACUUCUCACUCUGUGGAUGAAGUCUCAAGGCCGCUCACAAAGCUCAAACACCCAGUUGUUAUAUUAGUAUCCUCAGAUGGUUUUCGAUUCGGGUACCAAUUCAAGACCCACACCCCAAAUAUCAAUAGAUUGAUUCAAAAUGGUACUGAAGCCGAUUUGGGUUUGAUUCCAGUGUUUCCAACACUGACUUUCCCGAAUCAUUACUCAAUCGUCACGGGUUUGUAUCCUGCUUAUCAUGGGAUAAUUGAUAACCAUUUUGUCGAUCCAGUCACCGGUUUGACCUUCACUAUGGCCAGUCAUGAUCCCCACUGGUGGCUAGGGGAGCCGUUGUGGGAGACCGUGACGAAUCAUGGCUUGAAGGCUUCCACUUAUUUCUGGCCCGGUUCCGAGGUAAAAAAAGGUUCUUGGAAUUGUCCCAAGGAUUAUUGCAUGUAUUAUAAUGGUUCUGUGCCUUUUGAGGAGAGAGUUGAUACUGUUUUGAGCUACUUUGAUUUGCCUAAUAGUGAGAUUCCUGUGUUUAUGACAUUGUACUUUGAGGAUCCUGAUCAUCAGGGUCAUAAGGUUGGGCCUGAUGAUCCUCAGAUUACUGAAGCUGUUGCUGGAAUAGAUAAAAUGAUUGGUAGAUUAAUUCAUGGUUUAGAAUCAAAAGGGGUUUUUGAGGAUGUGAAUAUAAUUAUGGUGGGUGAUCAUGGGAUGGUCGGUACGUGUGAUAAAAAGCUAAUCUUUCUGGAUGAUCUGGCUCAAUGGAUUGAGAUUCCGAAGGAGUGGGUGCAAUCAUAUAGUCCAGUGCUUGCGAUUCGUCCACCAUCCGAUUCUCAACCGAAGGAUAUCGUGGCUAAGAUAAGUGAGGGUUUGAAAUCAGGAAAAGUAGAUAAUGGUCAGUAUUUGAGAGUUUAUCUAAAGGAGGAGCUUCCUAUUAGACUGCAUUAUUCAGAUAGUGAUCGAAUUCCACCAAUUGUAGGCUUAAUUGAAGAAGGGUUUAAGGUAGAACAGAAGAGAUCUAAAAGGCAAGAAUGUGGUGGAUCACAUGGAUAUGACAAUGCAUUUUUCUCCAUGAGGACCAUUUUUAUUGCUCAUGGACCUGCAUUUGCUCGGGGAAGAAAGGUCCCAUCUUUCGAGAAUGUGCAGAUCUACAACACGGUUACGGCCAUCCUCAACAUUACAGGAGCUCCUAACAAUGGGACAGCGUCAUUUGCACAGUCUAUUCUUUUGCCAAGCCAUUGAAAAUUAUAUGGAGUGUUGACACUGAGAUACCGAGCUGAACUGGAUAUCGAGUGAAAGCAUAUGCAAUUAUUUAUUCUCCUGAUGAGGUAAUUCCUUAUAUCUCCAUAUUGAUACAGGUUUUGUCGAGAAGUGAAUAUUACUAGAAUUCAAGCAGAUAACAUUUUGAUUAUGCAAAUAUGAGCUGGAAGCAGUUUCACGAGCUAGUUCCUUGCUUUCAACUUAUUAUGUACCAUGUGCUUCACAUGAAUGAAUGAAAUGCUCUUCGAUUAUAGAUCUUGUAAAUUACAAGUGAUAAUACUCGCGUUUCUGUUGUUGUAAAGUUCAGGUGCAUAAUUGGUUCCACUAUCACAUGAUAAUAGUGCUGAACUCUAUGGCCUGUAGAGAAGCCUGGCUCUUUGACUGUAACACUAUUUAUGUAUGAUGUUUAAGUUUUUUCAUGCUGCUUUAAGAUUUGAUUUA